Messenger RNA from Struthio camelus australis, 2714 nucleotides. NCBI's taxonomy places the organism in Eukaryota, Metazoa, Chordata, Aves, Struthioniformes, Struthionidae. The record is from RefSeq and is a predicted model, not a curated record.
GGUAACUAUUGUAGCGCAGCUGCCAGACUCACAUCUGCUGGAACCCAAAACAAAAGGUGCAGCCGGCUCCCAGACACGCGCCUGAGAGCACAACAGCAGGGCCCAGCGUGCCAGGAUGAUCUCAUCGCCUCUCGGAGGAGGUAUAGCACGGCUGCACCAGGGCAGAAACGGCCUAACAGAGGAACAAAAAGACCUCGUGAUGAAGAGGAAGAAGAAAUCAAAGCACGACGGAAGCAAGCUAGUGCACGAGAACAUAGUCGCCACCGAGAAGAGGAGUCUGUUGCGCUGGAAGAAACUGAUGAUGAGAAGAAGAAACUUCUUCAGAUAAUUGAGAGGGAUGGGGAAGAGGAAGACGAAGAGGAGGAACCUUUGGAUGAAAGUUCAGUGAAAAAGAUGAUUCUCACCUUUGAGAAGAGAUCUUACAAAAACCAGGAGCUACGGAUCAAGUUUCCUGACAAUCCAGAGAAGUUCAUGGAAUCUGAGCUGGAUUUAAAUGACAUCAUUCAGGAAAUGCAUGUGAUUGCCACUAUGCCAGACCUGUACCAUCUGCUGGUGGAGCUGAAUGCUGUGCAGUCUCUCCUUGGGCUGCUUGGACACGACAACACAGAUGUUUCCAUAGCUGUGGUAGACUUGCUUCAAGAACUGACUGAUAUAGAUACUCUCCAUGAGAGUGAAGAAGGAGCUGAAGUCCUCAUAGACGCUCUAGUGGAGGGCCAGGUUGUGGCCUUAUUGGUCCAGAAUUUAGAGCGCCUGGAUGAAAGUGUAAAAGAGGAAGCCGAUGGUGUCCACAACACGCUUGCAAUUGUAGAGAACAUGGCAGAGUUCCGACCAGAGAUGUGCACGGAAGCUGCGCAGCAGGGCCUCAUGCAGUGGUUGCUCAAGAGACUGAAGGCUAAGAUGCCUUUUGAUGCCAACAAGCUCUACUGCAGUGAGGUGCUGGCUAUUUUGCUCCAAAAUAACGAUGACAACAGAGAAUUGCUUGGGGAGCUGGAUGGGAUCGAUGUGCUGCUUCAGCAGUUAUCUGUGUUUAAACGACACAACCCUAGUACAGCAGAAGAACAAGAAAUGAUGGAGAAUCUGUUUGACUCUCUUUGUUCCUGCUUAAUGCUCAGUUCCAAUCGUGAUCGUUUCCUGAAAGGCGAAGGUCUACAGCUGAUGAAUCUCAUGCUUAGAGAAAAGAAGAUUUCUCGUAGCAGUGCCUUGAAGGUACUAGACCAUGCCAUGAUUGGACCUGAGGGCACAGACAACUGUCACAAGUUUGUUGACAUUCUUGGUCUGAGGACCAUCUUUCCACUCUUCAUGAAAUCACCCAAAAAGAUAAAGAAAGUUGGAACAACUGAAAAAGAACAUGAAGAACAUGUCUGUUCCAUCCUGGCCUCCCUUCUGCGAAACCUAAGAGGGCAGCAAAGGACGCGGUUGCUGAAUAAAUUCACAGAGAAUGACAGUGAGAAGGUUGAUCGGCUGAUGGAACUGUAUUUUAAGUACCUGGAUGCAAUGCAGGCAGCUGAUAAGAAGAUUGAAGGAGAGAAACAUGACAUGGUACGUCGAGGAGAGAUAAUAGACGAUGACAUGGAAGAUGAAUUCUAUCUCCGUCGCCUGGAUGCUGGUCUCUUUGUUCUACAGCUCAUUUGUUACAUCAUGGCGGAAAUCUGUAAUGCCAAUGUUCCCCAGAUUCGUCAGAGAGUCCAUCAGAUUCUGAACAUGAGAGGCAGCUCCAUUAAAAUCGUUCGACACAUCUUAAAGGAGUAUGCAGAGAACAUUGGGGAUGGGAAGAACCAGGAGUUCCGGGAGAGUGAGCAGAAACGAAUCUUGGACCUGCUGGACAAUUUCUGAGGACUCGAAUUGAAUUCUGGUGCCCCCCCCCCCGAGAACACAGCUUCUGGGUUCCCUUUCCUUCAGCUGACCUCUUCCAACCUUGAUUGCACGAUAGAAGUGACGUUUCUAUGAAACCACUUCUAAAUAGGAUUUUGGAGAUAUUAAAGACAGUUUUUUUUUUAAUUCCUUGUUUGUUAUUUAAGUAGUGUAAUGUGAGUGGGAUUACGGAUGCGUGCCUUGCAGUAGGGCAGCUCAAGAUCUUUGUCUUUCCUUCCCUCCUUCCAAGUCAAGCUCCUGUGAUCAGAGCAUGAAAGAAUGUGACAGCAUACCCCUUAGAGGAACAGUAAAGAGGAAGCCCAGAUAGCUCGAGAGAGUGUUAGCAUGUUACUCCAGCCUGAUAUGUGAAUGAAAAUGUGCAACCCACCGUACUGAUGUAAACUUGGGAGGCUGAAGAGUUGAUAUGUGUCUAGUUCAACUGUUCUUCAGUGGUUUGGCAGCCUCUGGCAGAGGGCAAACCAGGAAUUAUAACCAUUAGCCAUUCCUACUAAAUAUUCCCAAAGAUGAGUCAGAACCAAAGGUAUGUUUUGUCACAAGGCUGUUCAAGCUGUUACCCCUCCUUAAGUGGAUGUUUGAUUCUGUCCAGGUUACACUCGGAUAUAAAACUAAAGGGGAAGGUAAGUAAUCAAUAAAACACCCACAUUUCCUUGACUUCUCUUCCUUUUUCAGUCUGUUUUAGGCCUUGGCUGUAGUUGUUCUGCAAGAACAGUGUUCUGAUCCUUGAAGGGGCAGUCUGACUUUUUAUAGCAACGAUAAGUUCACCGCUAGCAAAGGGAAAACCCCAGUAAUGCAGGCUUCUCCAGGUGCACUGUGGGAGUUGCAGAAUGACCAAGUGAAUUGCC